Molecule: messenger RNA, 1721 nt
Organism: Branchiostoma belcheri (Belcher's lancelet)
Lineage: Eukaryota; Metazoa; Chordata; Leptocardii; Amphioxiformes; Branchiostomatidae
Exons: 3
Coding region: 126-635 (169 amino acids)
Source: RefSeq, a predicted model, not a curated record
GAGGUAAUCUGAUGCCUGGCGACGCUUAGUAACCAUACACGCCAGACGGGUCAGCAUACGGGAGCGAGACUUUGUUGUGUGCAGCAGCUGUCUACAUUUCCCCUGUUUUCCCCCAUCAAUUCGCCAUGCCGAGAAUAGAAGGCCUUGACGACGGGUAUCUGGAGCCCGUGGACGACUUUAACGAGGAGGUUGAGAAGUUACCGGAGGUGCCCAAGACGUUUCUGCGGUCACUGGAGGGACAACACGCAGGCAUCGCUGCCAGGCUCCCGCCCCCCUCCCUCUCCGCGUACUCUUACGUUCCAACGAGACGGGAACAUCCCAAGCCGAUUACGUACUUCAACAACGAUAAGAAGGACCGCCCAGUGUCAACAUACGACAGACUGUUCCACCAGCCGCAGGGCUACAACAACAAACUGCAUAGAGACGACAGGGAGCACGCCAAGUCCAGGGGGCUCAAUGUCAACAGCGAGGAGAGAGUGAAAGAUGUUCCCACACUGUCGUCCUCUGACUACGGCCACAAGCUGGACCAGUUCGUUGACCCUCCUGACCGCAAGCACGUGCGCAUCAUGCAUGUGAGGACGGAAUUCUACAGGCGAAACGAUAUCAACAUCUCCCCAGACAAGUCCUUACACUGAGAAUUUGUUGCAUAGUUGACAUGUCAACUCUUAUAAUUUAGCUGGGUAUCCAAAGAUCACUACAUUUAUAAAUGGUGUUAUCGAAGCCUUCUCAAGAUUGUCUUGAACACCUGGACACCUGAAGUGUAGAUUAUUGAAUGCAGCAUCAUAGGUAAAUUUCUUUAGAUUCAUUCACCUUUUCUUGGUGACUUAGUAAUAGUAUGCCCAGAAUUGUAUGAGUUGACCUUCCUGGAAUUCUCCAUAUUUGAAUCAGGUGGUCUAUUUUACACCCUUGUCAAAAUAUGCCAUAAAGUGGCUUAAGUAUCAUUAGACGUUGGGCCAAAGCAGUUUGAAGAUGAAGAAUUUUUGGUGUUGAGAGAAAGACUGUGCAGUUGAAUAUGAUAUGAACUUGAUUUUGAUAAUGCUAUUGACUCCUGAAAGCCUUAAUGUAACUUGUUACCAUGCCACAUUGAAGCCACAUUGCGCUUAGAAAUCAGCAUUACAAAGAGAGGAAAAGUGGUAAAAGAGUUGGGUUGUAAAAUAAGUAACGUUAAGCUCUUUUAAUAGUUGGAGGUAGUUGGUGGAUGUUAUAAUAGCGUAGACCCUUGUAUAUUCACUAUAAAAUAUUGCCGAGUUAAAUAGCAGAUUUUGUUGUUAUAUGUUGCAUUCUUGAAAUGCUAAAUGACAUACACGUACAUGAAUAUUACAGCAUAUCUUAUAUUAGAUAAGCUUAGUAACAUGUUCUGAUUUGGAGGAGGGAAAACUGUAUCUAGAUUGGUAGAAAAAUCAGUCAUGCAAAUGACUGUCUAAAUGCACUGAGAGUUCACUAAAUUAUCAUGUUCUUUGACACCUUUGUAAAUUAUCAAGUGUCUGACUCUUUAAAGUUGGGCUUUGUAAAGUUACAUGCAGUCAUGUUAUUGAUUAAUAUGUUGUAAGCAUUGUAUUUGUAUGUUGAUUUCUAAUAGAAGAAAUCAAUAUUGUUUUAGUGAAAGAGUUGCUUAUAUAUAUCUCACAAAAUGUUACUAAAUACAAACGUUUGAAAAGAACAUCGUGCACUUGUUCUUAUUUUGAAUUAGCAAGGUUUCUAAGAACUGUCCAACUGCAAGC